AUGGAGGAACAUAAGUGCAGGAUUUGCUCGAGAAAUUUCGUGAACGGUAGAGCUUUGGGUGGGCAUAUGAGAUCUCACGUCUGGAACCCUUACAUGCAGUCGGCCGGCGCCGCCGCCGCCGGCGACAGCGAGACGGAGAGUUCAGUCUCGGACAACUCGCCGGAAGAAGACGGAGCUUACUGCUUGAUGAUGCUGUCCAGAGACAAGUGGAAUACUGACGAAAAGAGCUCCGGCGAGGCUAAGAAGACGGCGAACGGAAAGAGGAAAUACAGAUGUGAGAGUUGCCGGAAAGUGUUUAGGUCUUAUCAGGCGCUGGGGGGUCAUAGAGCCAGCCACAAGAAGAUUGUUGUCAAAGGGCUCUGUGAUGAUGAUGAUGAUGAUGAUAAUGAAAAUGUAGGGGAGAAUAAUGGGGAUGUGGAGGAGAAACUCCAUGAAUGCCCUUUCUGUUACAGACUGUUUUCUUCUGGGCAAGCUUUGGGUGGCCAUAAGAGAUCACAUUUCACCGCAGCUUCUUCAGCUUGUUUGCUUUCCCCUUCUACCAAAUAA
Messenger RNA from Ipomoea triloba (trilobed morning glory), 546 nucleotides. Its product is annotated as zinc finger protein ZAT9-like. Bases 1 to 546 code for a protein of 181 amino acids. Lineage: Eukaryota; Viridiplantae; Streptophyta; Magnoliopsida; Solanales; Convolvulaceae. Gene Ontology annotation, biological process: regulation of DNA-templated transcription. The transcript has a single exon. The record is from RefSeq and is a predicted model, not a curated record.